Messenger RNA from Ilex paraguariensis (yerba mate), 486 nucleotides. The record is from the annotation of a GenBank genome assembly. NCBI's taxonomy places the organism in Eukaryota, Viridiplantae, Streptophyta, Magnoliopsida, Aquifoliales, Aquifoliaceae.
AUGGAUGACUCUGAGAGUUCGAUUUUGAUGGACAUAAUUGAUGAUUCGUCCACAAACCGUGGAUACUUUCCCAAGUUCAAUUUCAAUUAUGUUAACAUGUUGAGAUUUGUGAAACUCAAUUCGUUUCUUUCCUUGUUGAGGGAAUUGGGUUCUGUGUCGUUUGAUUUUUCAAAUCUUAAUUCAACAAGAGCCAAGUUUUUGGAAUUUUUGAACCCUAAUUUCAAGUUUCAGUCGACUACUAGAUUCCCCUUGUCGGAAUUGUAUGUCUGUCUGGAUAGAGGUUUGGUGUUUCGAGAGAUCACGGUCAUGUUGCGAGUGCUGGGAACUCCGACUAAAUUGCUGACGGAGAAUUCAAUAAAAGAGUAUUUCUCUUCGGUGGAAAGGUCAGUUCUCUGUGUUACUCGGCUAGAACAAACCGUGGAACCCAAAGUUUUGUUUAAUCGAAAGGUGUUUGAACAAGAAUUCAAACUUGGUUGGAAAGGCUAG